AUGCGGUUGUUUGCUUAUGAAAAUGCAAAGCUGUACAAAGAAAAGACGAAGAAAUGGCAUGACAGCAGGAUCAAGGAAAGAGUGUUUGAGAAAAAUCAGCAAGUGUUACUGUUUAACUCCAGGUUGAAGCUAUUUCCUAGAAAGCUUAAGUCCCGUUGGUCUGGACCAUUUACUGUGAUGGAAGUGUAUCCAUUUGGAGCUGUCCUGGUGAAAGAUGAAAAAUCGGGAAGAGAAUUCACAGUUAACGGACAGCGGCUGAAACAUUAUUUUGGUGGGGAGGUUGACAGAGAAAAGACCUCCGUCAAUCUGAAGGAUGCUUGA
Humulus lupulus (European hop) is the source of this 321-nucleotide messenger RNA. RefSeq lists its product as uncharacterized. The transcript has a single exon. The record is from RefSeq and is a predicted model, not a curated record. The coding region runs from base 1 to 321 and encodes 106 amino acids. Lineage: Eukaryota; Viridiplantae; Streptophyta; Magnoliopsida; Rosales; Cannabaceae.